UAAUUCAAUAUGAUACAGAAUUUAACAAAGUAAAAGCAUGGAGGUUAUCUGCAUUAACUUCACGCCCUAGAAAACGUCAAAGAAAUUUAGAUUAUAGACCUGUUGAACGUUUCAAGUUACAUUUAGGAGACUUAUCGGAUUUAGAGAAGCCUAAACUACCUGACAAAUUAGAUUAUAAAAAGGCUAUUACUGAUUAUCUAAGGGAAAUUG
Cetraspora pellucida is the source of this 210-nucleotide messenger RNA. NCBI's taxonomy places the organism in Eukaryota, Fungi, Glomeromycota, Glomeromycetes, Diversisporales, Gigasporaceae. The record is from the annotation of a GenBank genome assembly.